Molecule: messenger RNA, 4212 nt
Organism: Corapipo altera (White-ruffed manakin)
Lineage: Eukaryota; Metazoa; Chordata; Aves; Passeriformes; Pipridae
Product: potassium voltage-gated channel subfamily A member 5-like
Biological process (GO): protein homooligomerization; potassium ion transmembrane transport
Cellular component (GO): membrane; voltage-gated potassium channel complex
Molecular function (GO): protein binding; delayed rectifier potassium channel activity
Source: RefSeq, a predicted model, not a curated record
AUGGAGAUCGCGCUGGUGACUCUGGAGAACGGCGGCACCACGGCCAUCGCGGGUGGCGAGGAUGCCGCGGCCGCCGGCGGCCGGGCACGCUGGCGGGGCAACUUGCUACACAUCGCGGGCUCGCCGCAGCUGAGCGACGGCAAGGAGGGAGCCCCGCCGCCCGCGCCGCCGCCGAUGCCACCGCCGCCGGGGGACGAGGAGCCCGAGCGGCCCCCGCCGAGGGACGAGGAUCCGGAGCGGCCCCCGCCGGGUCCCCGCGGGAGCGGCCCCCAGGAGCGGCCGGCGGAGGGACGCGCCCCCCCCGCGCCCCCCCGGCCGCCGCCCCGCGCCCCCCGCCCCGGCGCGGACGUGGGACCCCCGGAGGAGGGGGGACACCGCCGGGGCAUGGCCAUGGCAGCGGCGGGGGACGAGGAGGAGGAGGCGGCGGCGGCGGUGAACCCGGGCGCCAUGCACCACCAGCGGGUGCUGAUCAACAUCUCCGGGCUGCGCUUCGAGACCCAGCUGGGCACCCUCAAUCAGUUCCCCGACACGCUGCUGGGGGACCCGGACAAGCGCAUCCGCUACUUCGACCCGCUCCGCAACGAGUACUUCUUCGACCGCAACCGGCCCAGCUUCGACGGCAUCCUAUACUUCUACCAGUCCGGGGGAAAGCUCCGACGGCCCGUCAAUGUCUCCAUCGAUGUCUUCGCCGACGAGAUCCGCUUCUACCAGCUGGGUGAGGAGGCCAUGGAGCGCUUCCGGGAGGACGAGGGCUUCAUCAAAGAGGAGGAGAAGCCCCUGCCCCGCAAUGAGUUCCAGCGCCAGGUCUGGCUCAUCUUUGAGUACCCCGAAAGCUCCAGCUCAGCCCGGGCCAUCGCCAUCGUCUCCGUGCUGGUCAUCCUCAUCUCCAUCAUCACCUUCUGCCUGGAGACCCUGCCCGAGUUCAGGGACGAGAGGGAGUUGCCUGUGCCCCUGCCUCCACAAGGUGGAGGUUUGAAUGGCACCACUGGGGACUCCCCACCCAUGCAGCCCCCCAGCAGCCUGGCUGACCCCUUCUUCAUCAUCGAGACCACUUGCGUGAUCUGGUUCACCUUUGAGCUCCUCGUGCGCUUCUUCGCCUGCCCCAGCAAGCCCGAGUUCUCCCGCAACAUCAUGAACAUCAUCGACAUCGUGGCCAUCAUCCCCUACUUCAUCACCCUGGGCACCGAGCUGGCCCACGAGCAGCAGCAGCCCGGGGCUGGCAGCAGCAAUGGGGGAGGGGGCCAGCAGCAAGCCAUGUCCCUGGCCAUCCUCAGGGUCAUCCGUCUGGUCAGAGUCUUCAGGAUCUUCAAGCUCUCCAGGCACUCCAAGGGGCUUCAGAUCUUGGGACAGACUUUGAAAGCCAGCAUGAGGGAGCUGGGCCUCCUCAUCUUCUUCCUCUUCAUCGGGGUGAUCCUCUUCUCCAGCGCCGUCUACUUUGCUGAGGCCGAUGACCCUGAGUCUCAUUUCUCCAGCAUCCCUGAUGCUUUCUGGUGGGCAGUGGUAACCAUGACUACUGUGGGCUAUGGGGACAUGAGACCUGUCACUGUGGGGGGCAAGAUUGUGGGCUCCUUGUGUGCCAUUGCAGGUGUGCUCACCAUCGCCCUCCCUGUCCCUGUCAUUGUGUCCAACUUCAACUACUUCUACCACCGAGAGACUGAUCACGAAGAGCAAUCUGUCCUCAAAGACGAGCACAGUAGCGCUCAGGGCAGCACAGCGGGGGCAGAUGCGAAGAGAAGACCCAGUACAAACUCUCUGAACAAAUCUGUUGUGCACUUGGAAAACAGUGAGGAGUUCAACAAUGGCACCAGCUCCAUAGAAAAAGCCACUAUCAAGGCAAAAAGCAAUGUAGAUCUCAGAAAAUCCCUCUAUGCUCUCUGUCUGGACACCAAUAGGGAAACAGACCUGUAAGGAGAGGAGAGAGUUAGAGUUCAGAGAUGUAGAAAGAUUUACUGGUGUCAGAAACUUGCUACUAUAAUUAUUCUUUUAGCACCAGUUAGUUUUUUAAGUCAGGCUGUAUUUUCUAAACUGAUCACUGUCCUGAGCAGUCCUCCAGGAAUACAUGUUUUUAUGUUCUUUUUCCAUGACACAAAGGGUCACCUAUUUUUAAAGUAGACUAAGAAUAAGCUACGCUCCAUGAUGCAGGAGCUGGUAAAUUAUGACAGUAAAAAAUCUAAUUUGUAGAAACUUACUGUAGCAAAUGGUGGUUGGUUUUAAAUGGGGAAUUUGUAACCAAUUCAGUUGCUCCAAGUUUAGUAUUAAAGAGUUCGGGGGGAUGUGUGUGUGGAGAAUGAAUGGACUGGGGGGGGAGGGAGGUUGAGGGCUUUUGUACUGUAGUUUCAAAUUGAAAUAAUUCCAAUAUAUUUUAUAUUUGUAUGAGUGUAUUUAUGGUUGAGAGGGGAUUUCUUAUUCCUGUGAAAUAUGACAUCAUUAAAGCACUAGGAACAUUAGCAGAUCAGCACUUUCAGAGUUUUCCACUUGUGAUCAAUACAGAUCUGGUUAUCCUGUAUGUGAAGUGAAUUUGGUGCUUUGAACCCUAUAGCAGAAAACUUCUGUUGUCUUGAUAUGUUAGUUUCUUGUGAGCCUUAAAUUAUUAAAUAUUGUAGAUAUACUUCUUUAUAAAUAAUUUUAUUACCUUCCUGUUUCAGAAUUUCUAAAUAAUUCAGUCAUGUGCUUACUGUCCCCACCGUGAAAGUAUGUGCAGCUUUUUUUUUUUUUUUUGGUAGUUUUAGAGUUUUAUACCUUUGUUAUAUUUUUGAGACUGAAAGUAUCUUUUCUGUCUGCUGUUACUGGUUUCGGUCCAAGUGCACAACAGAUCAAAAGCAUGAGGGAGUGGACAGACAUAACAAGAAAGUAGAAUAUCAGUGCAAUAUCUGCAAAACUGUUUUCGUUGUAUGCUCCAGGUUACUUUGGCACGUGUAUCAGUCACCUUUAUGUAUGCACACACCACUUGUGUACACAGUUCACUGGUUUUAGUAAUAACAGACUGGGAAUGGAUGGCACUUGAGGAGUCUAACGUGGCAUGCCGUGAUACUUCAAUAACCAUUGCGUGGCUUAUAUCUCAGGCUGGGAUGGAGAGCAUCAUCUUUCAUCAGAACACAUCCUUGUUUGCUUUUUAUUUCCAAACAAAACCUUCUCAGUGCUGUGGAUUUUACAGUUAAGAUGAUGUUGAAGGACAAGUGACACAUUCAUUGUCUUCCUCAGUGUGGUACAGUUUGCUAGUGAAGACUGACACGAAGUUGCUCCUUUAACUCAAAGAGCUGUGUUACCUUUUUUCUUGCAAAGGACAUCUCUGUUUCCCCCUCAAACUCCUGUUUUAUUGCUGAAGGAUGUUCCAUGCCUUUCCCACACACAGUGGCACAGCAAGACUAGCAGAAAAAGAAGGCUUGGUUGUCAACACUCCAGAGCGACCUGGAGCCCUGGCAGUAGCGGUGUUCUCCAGAUGGCUUUUCCACGGCAUCGUCUUCCGUAACACACCAGUGAGCCACGAGACUGAGAUGGAAAUUCCAGUGUGGGGAGGGUGUGAGUCAUGAGAUGAUCCUGACCAUUAGGAAGACACUGCUGCAGAGUCUGAAACCCAACCCAUCUAUCUAUUCCUUAUUCUCAAGAAACCUUGGGUUAGAAGUUGCUGAAAAAUUUCCUUCUGGAUAAAUAACUGUGAUGUUCCCACCAAGCACAUGUUCUCAGUGAGUUGGAUUUCUUCACUGGGAUUGUUGAAACACUGUCCUGCUUGGAGGUCUCUCUUGUAGAGGAAUUGUUCAACUCCACAAAAGGAGUGAUAAAAGUUAAAAUGCUUUGCAUUCACUCCCAGGCACAAGACUUUAUUAUUUGAGAUUCUGUUUGGAAAUAAAUGAGUUCUUGUCAUAAAUUAGGCAUCUUCUACCAUGGUUCUUACAUAUCAAAAUUUCUCAUCGUUCUGGAAGAAGAUUCGAGUGUUUGUUCUCUUUCUUUUCUUGCCAUUCAUCUUUGUUUAUUUAUUUUGUAUUCUUGAGAUGUGCUUCAUCUCUGGAGUUUGUAUUUCUACUUUUAGCGUAAAAAUGCUGUACAUACAAGUCUAGAAUGCAUCUGAAGAUUAGUCUAAUUUUUCAUGUGACUUUGACUUGAACAUUUUUCUGUUUCUGUUUAUAUUGCUAUUUCAAAUAUGUGCAUUACCUGUAUUCUUUAUGCCUUUUCCCCAUCUAUAACUCAAUAAAAUAAUGUCCCUGUUCUGCAGAA